AUGAACACAGAUAGCGGUGGGUGUGCUCGCAAACGUGCUGCAAUGUCUGUCACAUUAACAGCUGUGAAGAGAGUUCAGAGUUCUCCAAACCUAUUGGCCUCAGGGUCUGAUUCUCAGUCUCCAGAUUCAGCUUGGAGAUCUUGCAAUGAUGGAAGCAGAGAGACACUGAAUGGAGAUGCUAGCAGUUCAUCUCUUACAGCAAAAGGUUUUAGGAGCGUGCGGCCAAAUCUACAGGAUAAAAAAUCACCAACUCAGCUUGGAAACCAGAAAGUAACUGCCCCUGUGAUGGAGGUAAAUGCUUCACAGACACACAGACAAACAGCAACAGAAGCUUCUCCACUGCCUCUUCCUCCUCCUGUGGUACCAGUUAACAGAGCCUCUUUCUCACCAGACAGUGGCACCCAUCUAGUACCAUAUUCUUUGCCAACGCUUGAUGAUUUUUUGCCUGCACGCUUUUAUAAAACCCCAGCCCUUUCACAAUUUCCAUAUAAAUGCCCAUACCUAGCUUCCGAAAGUAUUAUCCACAGGAACGAAACAGCCUCUGUAAGCACAGAUUCUGCCAUGAGUGAGUGCUCCUCCCGCACAAUGAGUGAGUCCUCCACAGCCAUUCUAGAUGAGCUGCAGACUUGUAGCUAUGAUACUACUGACUGCUCUGAAACACCUUCCCCAACCUUGAGCCAGAUGUCUGCUGUGUCAGAUGGCACCACCUUAACCAACACUGCUGCCACUUCUCAUGCUCAGAUCACAGUGAAUGGGAACUCUGGCACUGCUGCCAGCCCAGUGAGUCACUUUCAAAGGCCUUUUUCCCCUUCUUCAGCUUACCCUCCACCAGCUUCACUCAAUUCCAACAUUGUUAUCAUGCAGCAUGGCAGGAUGAUGGAGUCCACAGAGACAUACUCACAGCAUGUUCAAACUGUUGGCAGCAGCACCACCACCAGUACAAUACCAAUCUGUAGAACCUCAGAAGAAGAAAAAAAAAUUACAGUCAUUAAAGCUCCACAUUAUGCAGGGAUUGGCCCGGUAGAUGAAUCUGGAAUCCCUACAGCAAUUAGAACGACAGUUGACAGGCCGAAGGAUUGGUACAAGACAAUGUUCAAGCAAAUCCAUAUGGUUCACAAGCCUGAUGACGACACAGACAUGUAUAAUACUGCAUAUGCGUACAGUACUGGUAGCUACAGUCCAUCCUUCUCUGCUCAGGCACAUCCAGCUGCAAAGACACAGACAUACAGACCGUUGUCUAAAAGCGCUUCUGACAGUAGCUCUGACGCCUUUAAGGUUUCAUCCCCAUUACCACCUCCACACGUGCCACCUCCAGUACCACCACAUCGUCUGAGGGAAAGGUCUAUACCAGAAAAAAAUGACUGGGAUCCCCCCGACAGAAAGGUUGAUACCCGCAAGUUCCGUUCUGAACCAAGAAGUAUUUUUGAAUAUGAGCCGGGAAAGUCAUCAAUCCUGGAACAUGAAAGACCGACUUCCUUAUAUCAUCACUAUUCAACAGACAAAGGCCUGGACAGGCCCUCUAGUUCUGCAAGUACUGCGAGUGACUACAGAAAGAGAAGGAAGUCGGAACCUGCUGUAAGCCAUCAGAGGGUGCACAGUGAUCAGAACGCAAACAGACCGAGCCUGGGCCGUGCAGAUGUGCAAGGCCCACAUACCACCCUUAGAAAGCCUUUAACUAGCUCGUCUCCUUCUUCUCCAUCAAGAGCAAAAGGUGGGGAUAUUAGCAAAGUAUAUCCAUCCCUUUUAAGUUAUUCAGUGCACAACCACAACACCUCUAAUGAAUUAGAUUACUGUAGCACUUACAGACAACAUUUAGCGGUUCCAAACGAUUCAAGGAGGGCCAUCAGCUACAAGAAUGGCUGGCAAAUGACUCGUCAAAAUGCAGAAGUCUGGAGCAGCACAGAAGAAACUACUUCUCCAAAAAGAAAAUCUCGUAGCUGUGAUGAUUUGUUAACAGAUGAUCGCGAUAGCUUUCCCGAUGCACAGGCCAAGUCUGAAAGCAUGGGCUCUCUGUUAUGUGAGGAGGACUCCAAAGAAGUUUGCUCAAUGAACUGGGCCUCCCCAUAUGCUGAGGGCCGUGGUAAUAGUAGAUCAAGAGUUCGUCACAGAUCCGCACACGAUGCCCCGGGUUUCCUAAAAAUGUACAAAAAGAUGCACCGCAUCAAUCGCAAGGACUUGAUGAAUUCUGAGGUGAUUUGCUCCGUGAAGUCCAGAAUCCUGCAGUAUGAAAAAGAACAGCACAAAGCUAUUCUUCAAGGCUGGAGAGAGUCUUCUACUGAAGAGGUGCCCAGAGACAUGGUGCCAACCAGAAUAUCUGAAUUUGAAAAGUUAAUUCAGAAGUCAAAAUCAAUGCCGAACCUAGGUGAUGAAAUGUUGUCAACUGUUACACUAGAGCCUCCUAACAAUGGCUUAUGUCCAAAGAGGCGAUUUUCUAUUGAAUCCUUGCUGGAAGAAGAAAAUCAAGGCAGACAUCCCUCUCAGGUACAACGAAGUUACAAAUCUAAAACCCUGGUGCCAAUUCAUAUUGAAGUGACCAGUGAUGAGCCACAACGAUCACAUAUGGAUUUUUCAGACAGUGAUCAAGAUGGAGUGGUUUCUGACCUCAGUGACUUUAUCCAGAUAGAGGGUUCAUCCUUUUGUAGUGAAAGUGACUUUGACCACUUUUCCUUUACAUCAUCAGAAAGCUUUUAUGGAUCAGGCCAUCACCACCACCACCACCACCACCACCACAGGCAUCUCAUCAGCUCCUGCAAAGGACGAUGCCCAGCAUCCUACACCCGCUUCACAACCAUGCUAAAACAUGAAAGGGCUAAACAUGAAACCACUGAAGAUCCAAGGAGACAGGAAGCAGAGUCUGGCCUCUCUAAGUUAGCAUUCCUAGUCAGUCCCGUGCCUUUCCGGAGGAAAAAAAGUGCAGCUCCUAAAAAACAAACUGAAAAGAAAAAAUGCAAGUCAUCUGUAUUUGAAGCACUCGAUUCUGCACUUAAAGACAUCUGUGACCAAAUUAAAGCUGAAAAAAGAAGGGGAAGCUUGCCCGACAACAGUAUAUUACAUAGACUUAUUACUGAGCUGCUUCCAGACAUUCCAGAAAGGAAUUCAUCUCUCAAAGCUCUGAAGAAGAGUCCCAUGCACCAGCCUUUUCAUCCACUGCCUCAAGAUGGUGCUAUCCAUUGCCCACUGUACCAGAAUGAUUGUGGAAGGUUACCUCUUAGUGCCUCUUUUCCAGACAUGGACGCAACUAACAACAAUGAUAGUGCACUGUGUUUCCAAGUAGACCAGGAGUCUCCUGGAAACUAUUCUUCUGCUUUCACUGAUGUGGGACGAUGUACUCCAAGGGAGAGAAGAGGAACUACAGACAAAGAGAAACUGCCAGCUAGAGCUGUAUAUGACUUUAAAGCUCAGACUUCUAA
Messenger RNA from Tauraco erythrolophus (red-crested turaco), 3410 nucleotides. Lineage: Eukaryota; Metazoa; Chordata; Aves; Musophagiformes; Musophagidae. The record is from RefSeq and is a predicted model, not a curated record.